AUGCGUCUCAUUCCUAUCACUAUCGGUCUUGCAGCAGGCGCAAAUCUGGUGUCUGCUAUGGCUUUCACGGCUCCUGCCCGAUGCUUGACAAUGAAAUACACUGCUGAACAACUAGACGUUGGUCGUUGGCUUGAUCUGUGGUCGAAAACUACCUGCAAACGCUGUCAGUCACCCAAGCUGUCUGAUUAUCACACUUUGCGGGAAAGUCACGUCCUCCCCUCUGUGAAGGAAUGCGCAGACUCUAUGGGGACUCCCCAGCUUUCCUCCAACUACCUGAGCCUCUUUGACAACCUCUUUGACAUGGCCAAAAGCAAAUGCAACGUGAAUGACUCAACCGACUUGUGCGAAGACCCCGAUCAACUGAAGACAGUAGCCAAGUGCGUCCAAGACAACGGCUAG
This is a messenger RNA of Aspergillus pseudotamarii, 399 nucleotides long. RefSeq lists its product as uncharacterized. The transcript has a single exon. Bases 1 to 399 code for a protein of 132 amino acids. Lineage: Eukaryota; Fungi; Ascomycota; Eurotiomycetes; Eurotiales; Aspergillaceae. The record is from RefSeq and is a predicted model, not a curated record.